Molecule: messenger RNA, 1515 nt
Organism: Aspergillus pseudonomiae
Lineage: Eukaryota; Fungi; Ascomycota; Eurotiomycetes; Eurotiales; Aspergillaceae
Product: alpha-N-arabinofuranosidase
Exons: 6
Coding region: 1-1515 (504 amino acids)
Biological process (GO): polysaccharide catabolic process; L-arabinose metabolic process
Molecular function (GO): alpha-L-arabinofuranosidase activity
Source: RefSeq, a predicted model, not a curated record
AUGACUACCUUCACGAAACUUAGCGAUCAGGAUACGCCGAGUAUCGCCAUCCACCCAACCCGGCGUAUUUCCAAGAUCAAUCCCAACAUCUAUGCAGGAUUCACAGAACACAUGGGCCGAUGCAUCUACGGCGGCAUCUACGACCCGGGUAACCCCUUGUCAGAUGAGAAUGGCUUCAGGAAAGAUGUCCUCGAGGCUCUGAAGACGCUCGACAUUCCCGUGGUCCGCUACCCUGGCGGCAACUUUAUGGCAACGUAUCACUGGAUCGACGGUGUCGGUCCUAAAGACCAGCGUCCUGCACGGCCUGAGCUGGCUUGGCUGGGCACCGAGACCAACCAGUUCGGAACUGACGAGUUCCUCAAGUGGUGUGAAGUUCUUGGAACUGAGCCCUACUUCUGCCUGAACUUUGGAACUGGUACUCUUGAUGAGGCACUGGCAUGGGUUGAGUACUGCAAUGGCACAGGAAACACUUACUAUGCAAACCUCCGCCGGAAGAAUGGCCGCCAAGAGCCGUACAAUGUUAAAUACUGGGCUCUCGGAAACGAGACCUGGGGGCCAUGGCAGGUCGAGCAGAUGACCAAGGAGGCAUAUUCGCACAAGGCCUAUCAAUGGGCAAAGGCUCUUAAGCUCCUUGAUCCCAGCUUAGUUCUGAUCCUCUGUGGACAGGACGGUACCGCAUCGUGGGACUACUAUACCCUGAAGCACUGUUUGCUUCCCGUCAAUUCGCCUCUAUCUACGAGUGCUGUCCCCCUCAUUGACAUGCACAGUAUUCACCUGUACACCUCAUCAUCAUCUCAUCUGCCUAAUGCCACCGCCCCUCUGGCUGCUGAGCGUGCCAUUGAGAUCACGUCCUCCCUGAUCGAUCUCGCCAGGAUCGAGAACGGAGUUCCUCCAGAGCAAACACGUCCAACCAUCUGCUUUGAUGAGUGGAACGUGUGGGACCCCAUCCGUGCCGAAGGCAGCAAGGGUGCUGAGGAGUGCUACACGCUUUCCGACGCGCUUGCUGUGGCCGUAUGGCUCAACGUCUUCGUCCGUAAGAGCAAGGACUUGGGCAUGGCAUGCAUUGCGCAGACCGUCAACGUUAUCUCCCCGCUCAUGACCACCCCCGAGGGCAUCACCAAGCAGACCACAUGGUGGCCUCUGUACCUGUUCUCUAAGUACAUGCGUGGCUGGACCAUCAGCGCGCAUCUCGAGAGUGCAACCUACGAGGGUGAAACCUCUCCCAAGUGGAUCCGCGGUGUCAAGGAGACCCCGUGGUUGGACGUCAGCGCCGUUCUGGGUGAGGAUGGCUAUGUCAACGUUGCCGUGGUCAACAUCCACGAGGAGAAGGCUAUUGAAACCAAGAUCGAGGGUGCCUCGGGAGAGGUCGCCGUGUUCACUGUCACUGGUGACAAUGUCGCAGCUACCAACAUGAAGGGCAAGGAAGAAGUUGCCGUGGUGGAGAGCACCUGGGACGGACAGGGUCCCUACGCAUUCCCCAAGCACUCUCUCACCCUGCUGAGAUGGAAGGCCUAA